Aspergillus caelatus is the source of this 861-nucleotide messenger RNA. RefSeq lists its product as uncharacterized. The transcript is spliced from 3 exons. Lineage: Eukaryota; Fungi; Ascomycota; Eurotiomycetes; Eurotiales; Aspergillaceae. The coding region runs from base 1 to 861 and encodes 286 amino acids. The record is from RefSeq and is a predicted model, not a curated record.
AUGCCCCUUGCAGAUAUGGGGCCUAUUACGGGGAUGUUGCAAACACAACUCCCAGCGGCUCCAAUACACGCUGGACCUCCAUCGCAGACCGUCGAAACGGAACUGCCUCCAGCCAAACCCACAGCACCAGACUCUUCACAUCGAUUCUAUAGAUCGAUAGACAGCGUCAGCCGGGCUGACUCACCAAGCCCCGAAGAGCCAGCACCGACAAACGAAGACGAAUCCCAAGCCUCCAUAGAAGACACCAGAAGAGGAGCCCUUCACACUCUCGCACUCUGCCAAAGUGUCAUCACAACGCUUGAACUCACCCGCCUCCGCAAGUCACGAACAGGCGUCUUCUACUGGCUCGCCUUCUGGGAGCGACUCUAUCCACGGGCCUUCGCACGCUCCCUCGGCUCACGAGUCACUGCCGCCCUCACCAAGGUCGACAUUCUGUUCCGGACCGUCGCAAACGAACUCCACCAGCUCACUCAGCGAAUGGAAUACGCCGUCGCGCACGCCCCAACCGAAAAAGACAUUUUGCUUAUGCUGGAACAAAUGGAAGACGAAGUCGGCGUGCGACGCAGACGGCGACGCAAGAAGGCGCAGGCCAUCCUGAACAAAAUGCGCGUGCAUAUCGAGGGCAUCCCCGUCAAGGUGAGCGAUGAGCUCUUCGACGACAUGAAGCGGGGUGUCUUUGCUUUAGACGUCUUCUGCGACUAUCAUCCUGGAGAUCCGGUGGCGGAGGAGCACGAGUGUAUGUGGCCCGAGUAUUUUGUUCAGCAGUCGGGGAAUAAUGCCGAGGUUGAAUAUCUGGAGGAAGGGUAUUAUGGGGCUGACAAUUGGAGGCCCGAUGAUAGUCGGCCGGCAAGGCGUUGGUGA